AUGAAGCAUAUUCUUGCUUAUCUGUGUGCACUGGGGUCUUUUCUACAUGGCUUUGAUCAAUGCACUGUGCCAGAUUCUGAGUUUCAGCGAGAAGGAGAUUAUUUGAUAGGUGGACUUUUUAAUAUUCAUCAGGCCAAUAGCUCUUUUCAUCACUACAGACCUGAAGUCAUUGACUGUUCCAGUGCACCUUUUAUUCUGUCCAGUUAUCGGAGGUUUCAGUUGAUGAGAUUCUCUGUAGAAGAAAUCAGCAAUUCUACCAAGCUACUGCCAAAUGUGUCUCUUGGCUAUGAAAUAUUUGACCACUGCACAGAUACUGUGAGUUUCCCAGGGCCUUUAAACCUAAUCUCUGUUAAUGGUUUAAUCCGGCCUCUGGAAGAACCACACAGGAACUUGUCCAAAGUGAUAGCAGUGGUCGGGACUUACACAAGCCCUCAGGCACAAGCUGUUGCCCCAUUGUUCAUGAUGGAUCUCAUUCCAAUGGUCAGUUAUGGAGCUGCCAGUUCAAUCUUUUCAAGAAAACAGAAUUAUCCCUCUUUCAUGAGAACAGUGCAUCCCAAUAAAGAUGUAAUUGAAGUCAUUUUUAGCAUUUUGACGGAAUUCAACUGGAAAUGGGUUGCUUUCCUUUAUGUUGAUGAUAGUUAUGGCAUAGAUGGUCUACAAUUAUUUCUAAAGAAAAUCAAGGACACUGACAUCUGCCUGGCUUAUAACAAAGCCCUUGAUCAUUACUCAGAUUACAAAGCAAUAUUCAAACAGAUCAAUGCACAAAAUGUAAAUGUCAUUAUUGUGUUUGCACCUGAAUGGACAGUUGAAGAACUCAUGAAUUCAGUGAAACAAAUAAAUGUUACAAACAAGGUGUGGAUAGCAGGGGAUGCAUGGUCAUUAAGCCAAAAGAUAAAAGACCAGAUACAAGGAAUCAAAAAUGUUGGAACUGUACUUGGGGUUGCUGAGCCAAACAUGACAAUACCUGGUUUCAGUGAGUUUAUUUAUUCUUUCAAAGCUCAGACUCACUGUGAAAAUGCAAAACAACAGAAGUUUUGUAAUCAGAUUUGCAACUGCGGUAGCCUAACUGCUGAGGAAAUCAUUGACGCAGACCCAUCGUUCUCUUUUCCUGUUUAUUCUGCCGUGUAUUCCAUUGCUCAUGCCUUACACAAUAUCUUACAAUGUGGAGCUGACAGAUGUAAAGACAACAUUACAGUCUACCCCUACAUGGUUCUGACAGAGCUGAGGAAGUCAAAUUUUACACUUUUAAAUCAAACUAUUCAGUUUGAUCAGAAUGGUGACCCCAUGUUUGGAUCCUAUGCAAUAGUUUUUUGGGACCAAGAUGGAAGUGUACAUGAAGUUGGCUUUUAUAAUUUUCAUGGAUCAUUUGAUUUCUCCAUCAACAGAAGCAAAAUUAGGUGGCAAACAGGGCAAGUGCCUACUUCAGUGUGUUCUAAAGAAUGUGAAGUAGGGUACAAGAAAACACAAGAUGGAAAUUACAAAUGUUGCUUCAAUUGCACAAUCUGUCCAAGUGGGACCUAUAUCAACACCACAGAGGAUCCCUACAGCUGCAUCAAUUGUAACAACACACAGUGGUCUGAAGAAGGAAGUACAUCAUGCAGUCUGCGAGUGGUGGAGUAUACACCAUUUACAGACAUUUGGGCUCUAGGGAUCAUGGUCGGUGCUUUUAUCUUGGUGUUCAUCUCACUGGCCUUGUCUGUUCUCUUUGCCCUGAACUACAACACGCCUGUUGUCAAAUCUGCUGGAGGACCAAUGUGCUUCCUAAUUUUAGGCUGUCUCAGUCUGUCUAGUCUUAGUGUAUUUUUUUAUUUUGGUGAACCAACAGUUGCUUUCUGUAUCUUAAGAUAUUUACCAUUUCUCUUAUUCUUCACUGUUUGUUUAGCUUGUUUUGUUGUGCGCUCUUUUCAAAUUGUUUGCAUUUUCAAAAUAGCAGCCCAGAUACCCAAACUCCACAGCUGGUGGAUGAAAUAUCACGGACAGUGGCUGUUCAUCACUGUGGCAUUUGUGACACAGGCAAUCUUCCUUCUUAUUAACUAUAUAUAUGCUCCCCCGAGUUCAAAAAUGGACAUCUAUUGGAACCCCAAAAAAAUCAUACUUGGUUGUGAUAUUGACUUUAAAGCAGCAUUAAUUUCUCUGGUUUUACCUUUAUUAUUUUGUUUUCUUUGCUUUGUUUUUUCCUACAUGGGAAAAGACCUCCCAAAAAAUUACAAUGAAGCCAAAGCAAUAACCUUUUGCCUCCUCCUGCUGAUCCUCACUUGGAUCAUCUUUGCCACUGGAAGCAUCCUUUAUCAGGGCAAGUACAUCCAGCCCCUGCAGAGUCUGGCAGUACUCUCAAGUCUCUACUCCUUUUUGUUGUGGUAUUUCUUUCCUAAAUGUUAUAUUAUAAUUUUUCAACCUCACAAAAACACUCAUCGUUACUUUCAAAAUCUUAUUCAGAGUUAUACCAAAACCAUAAGCCAGUAG
Oreochromis niloticus (Nile tilapia) is the source of this 2463-nucleotide messenger RNA. RefSeq names its product taste receptor type 1 member 1-like. Gene Ontology annotation, cellular component: plasma membrane. The record is from RefSeq and is a predicted model, not a curated record. Gene Ontology annotation, molecular function: G protein-coupled receptor activity. The transcript has 6 exons. Gene Ontology annotation, biological process: G protein-coupled receptor signaling pathway. The coding region runs from base 1 to 2463 and encodes 820 amino acids. NCBI's taxonomy places the organism in Eukaryota, Metazoa, Chordata, Actinopteri, Cichliformes, Cichlidae.